This is a messenger RNA of Diaporthe amygdali, 1488 nucleotides long. RefSeq lists its product as uncharacterized. The coding region runs from base 1 to 1488 and encodes 495 amino acids. The transcript is spliced from 3 exons. Lineage: Eukaryota; Fungi; Ascomycota; Sordariomycetes; Diaporthales; Diaporthaceae. The record is from RefSeq and is a predicted model, not a curated record.
AUGCGAAAGAAAGUGAGCAUAAUGGAUUUAAGAGCUUCCAUCCUUGAAAUCCACCCAGUCGCUGGGGUUGACACUGCCCGUGAGAUCAAGCGAUGCGUUGGGAAGGAUAGCCUCGCACAGGUUGAGAAAUUUCUCAAUGAGCCCAACAAGGAUAGCGCAAGCUCGAAUUCACGCCGCAUAUUCUCCUUUGAGACCGCCAUCAGUUCAACAGCAUUUCCAAAGCUUCGUUCGCUUCUCAACUCAAAACUUGGCGUGUCGGGCGACAUAUUCGAGAGGCACCAAUGGAGUCAGACGACGUUUCGAUUCAACGAAGUGAUCAAUUGCCCAAGACUACCCACUACCACUCGUCCAAGGAGCUUUUUCUCUUUGGAGUAUUUUGAGUUGUGGCAGGUGGGAGUCACUGAUCACAAGAUCUUCGAUCGCCACAACCCCAGCACUGUGGAAUGUGUUUCCACAGGACGACAAAUCCAGUGCUAUAAGUGGAUGAAGUCACCCGAGCGUGGAUGGCUGCUAGUCGCACCGCGCAAGUGUUCCUUCUGGUCGAGAAAGAACGGUGACGGGUGGACAGUAUGGCUGAACAAACGUCGGGUCGAUCUAAGUAUAAAGCCUUUUGAAGGCGGGUUCCAUGGUUUCAUCCCCGACGAGAUCUUGGGCCUCAGGUCAGAAAAGCCAUUGCACGAGUCAUUUUUCGAUGACUUGAGCUACUAUAGCAGGAACCAUAUCGAUGUCCUCGGACCAUUAGGAGACCCCGUUUCUGCAGCAAUCUUUCCGCGGAAGCUGGUAGCCAGUCACUACUGCCAACUCCUCGGAUUCGUCAGCCACCAAACGGCCUCGAUGCGUUCAUCUGGGUGGGCCGCACAGCGCAGGACACAGCGUGAAAUCGACGAGAGUAACCAGGUCGAGACUGCAUGGAGCCAAUUCAAAUGUCCGGAGUAUCUCGAGGCGCUCGGAGCUGUGUUGGACUCUCUUGGCAUCCCUCAGGGCCAUGAGCCCUACGAUGCCUUUGAUGCCGUAUCCACGGCUGAAGCGGCGCCGACUGACGGAACGCCAGACAUUGUAUCGGGCGAUGGAGAUUGGCUCUCAUCUACUCCGGACUUCCUUUACCUCCACCGCGAAUUCCGCGCCCACCUGGCCGAUUAUGCACGCAUGACCUCGUCGCUAGCGGCGCUGAAUGGGAUGAUCGGUGGCCGCAUAGCUAUUCUCGAAGCUCGCACAGCAAAGUCUCUGACCCUAGUAGCAAUGGUAUUUGCACCGCCCGCAUGCGUGGCUUCUAUAUUCAGUAUACCGUCCGAUAUUUUCGGCACUCAUGGCCCGAAGUUCUGGUGGUAUUGGGCAGCUGCCAUUCCCUUGACUAUACUUGUGUUCCUUGUGACGUACCUGGUGCAUGAGAGGGACGAAUUUCUGAGGCUGUGGCAGGCUCAGAAGCUUGAGACUCAAAAGCCUACGUCUCAUCCACAAUUGACGGGUGAUGGAAGCGAGAAAGUAUGA